AUGCUCGGCGCGUCGGCGCGACGGGCGGCGCGGGCGCGGGCGACGGCGUCGGUGGUCCGGGAAGCGCUCUGGCGCACCGCGCGCGCGUGGUCGACGGCGACGACGACGGGGGCGAGCGGGAGCGCGACGGAUGAAAAGUCGAGAGGCGUGAACGAACGAGAGACGUCAUCGUCAUCGUCGUCGUCGUCGUCGUCGUCGUCUUCCGCGCGCACGGCGUCGUUCGGGUACGAAGACGUGGCGUACGAUGAUAAGGAAGAUCUCGUCCGCGGCGUGUUCGAACGCGUGGCGCCGUCGUACGACGUGAUGAACGAUCUCAUGUCGGCGGGCGUGCACAGGCUGUGGAAGGAUUAUUUCGUCUCUCGCGUCGGCGCGUUCGCGGGGAUGACGCACUUGGACGUCGCGGGAGGGACGGGAGACGUGGCUUUUAGGGUUCUGCGGGCGCUGCAGCGCGCGGAGCGCGAUGCGGAGUUAGAUGGGCAGGUUUUAGACGCGAAGACGCGAGGGAAGGUCAUCGUGAGCGACAUUAAUCCAGCCAUGCUUCGGGAGGGGAUGAAGCGAGCGACGACUCGAGGGAUCGCGCAGAAUCAACUCGAGUGGCUCGAGGGGAACGCGGAGAAGCUUCCAGUGGAGGACGGAUCCGUGGACGUGUACACGAUCGCGUUUGGGUUGAGAAACGUGACAGACACGCGCGCGGCCAUCGCGGACGCGUAUCGCUGCCUCAAGCCGGGCGGAAAGUAUAUGAUUCUGGAGUUCAGUCGCGUCGAGAACGACGUGCUGCGAUCGGUGUACGACUUUUAUAGCUUUAACAUCAUCCCAAAGCUCGGAGAGAUCGUCGCUCGCGAUCGAGGAUCGUAUCAGUACUUGGUUGAGAGCAUUAGGAAAUUUCCGCCGCAGGAAGAGUUGAAGUCGAUGAUGCAAGGCGUCGGAUUCCGCCACGUGAGUUACGAAAACCUCACGGGUGGGAUGGUUGCCAUGCACGUCGGAUAUAAAGAUCAAGCAUAG
Molecule: messenger RNA, 1002 nt
Organism: Ostreococcus tauri
Lineage: Eukaryota; Viridiplantae; Chlorophyta; Mamiellophyceae; Mamiellales; Bathycoccaceae
Product: 2-methoxy-6-polyprenyl-1,4-benzoquinol methylase domain
Exons: 1
Coding region: 1-1002 (333 amino acids)
Biological process (GO): ubiquinone biosynthetic process
Molecular function (GO): methyltransferase activity
Source: RefSeq, a predicted model, not a curated record